AUGUUUUUAAGUAGGUGUAUAAAGAUGAAAUUUAAUCAAUUGAAUGCUGAACUCCAAAGCAUGCUGACAACAAGUAUCGAUUUUCCACAACAUAAAAGAAUUCUCCGAAUGAAAGAUAAUUGGGAAAAUGUUUUUUCCUUAUCUACAAUUUAUCGAACGUACCAAGUGAGUGAAAAUCUUAGGAAAUUGAAGACAAUCAGACAAAUCCAUUCAGAAUUAAUAAAAUGUGCUAGAAUAAUAAACGAAGCUUAUGGAUUCCUAAUUCUUAUGUCCACGUCUUUAUCUGUCAUUCGUGAUUUUAUGUACCAAUUAGUCCAAAAUCGUUUAACCUUUACCGCCUGCGGAUUCUACGAUCUAGAUUAUACAUUUAUAUACAAUGCGAUUGGUUUAAUUACUACCUAUCUUGUUAUUCUUAUUCAAGUUGAAGGUAAACCUAAUAUAGUAUCCAAAAAUACCAUCAAACCAUUGGUAAUAAUUAAUUCGAUUUUGACCACUGGUUUGGUUGAAUAUUCCAUCGAUAAUAAGAUUAACACGAUCGGCAUGGUUUAUGCUUGUUUCUUAAUCAUUUUAUACGUUACUGUGGGCAAUUUAUUUUCAUUUCCGAUGGAAGAUUAUAGCAUGAAACCACAGAUUAUGCAAAUAACGCAUCAGUUACAUACUUAUAGCUGCUAUGUGUUUUUCCUUGUUACCAUUGUUGCUGGGAUUCUCAGAAGAAAGAAAUUGAGACAUCUCACAUUGCAAAUAGAAACUUGUAUUCGAAAUAUGGAUCAACUAAAUAUACCAAUGGAUUUUUCUAAAUACUUUUGGCAACAGUGUUAUGCUAUAUUAUUCUCUGUUUGCAUCUUAAUAGCUAUGCCUAUAAUCGAUCAUCGAUGGUGUAUAAAAACAAAAUUUCGUCAACUGAAUGAAUUACUAAAAAAAAUGCUUACGACUACUGUCGAUUCGCCUCAACAUAAAAGAAUUCAUCGAAUGUUGAAUAACAGGAAGAACGACUCUACAUCAUUUGAUAUUUGUCAAACGGAGAUACAUUUACAAUUAAUCAAGUGUGCUAGGAAUACAAGUCAUGCGUAUAGUUUGCAUAUUUUUAUGUCCGUAUCAACAGCUCUUUUUUUUAUCAUUACUGUGGCUUAUAAUGUUAAGUCAUGUAUGCGCAGGAACUAUAAUGGAGAUAUUCUUUGUGAAUUGUACGAACCAUCAACCAGUAAUGAAUUUCGUACUGAGAUUCGCGGCUUUAUCGUACAACUUAUUCAAAAUCCAUUGAUAUUUACAUUUUAUGGCUUUUUUGAUCUCAACUAUAUAUUGAUACGUAAUAUAAUCGGUGCUGUUAUAAGUUACCUCGUUAUUCUCAUUCAAAUUGGGAAAGUAUCAGCAUAA
Molecule: messenger RNA, 1374 nt
Organism: Vespula pensylvanica (western yellowjacket)
Lineage: Eukaryota; Metazoa; Arthropoda; Insecta; Hymenoptera; Vespidae
Exons: 12
Coding region: 1-1374 (457 amino acids)
Biological process (GO): sensory perception of taste
Cellular component (GO): dendrite; membrane; neuronal cell body
Source: RefSeq, a predicted model, not a curated record